CACACCUUUGCUCAUCAUCAUCAUCAUCAUCAUCACCACUUUUUUUCCAUUCCACGCGACGCACGCACGCACGUACGCAACCCACACUCCACGACUCCACGAGCGGAGCGGCGGGUACCCGAUAGCGAGCGGAGCAAGAACAAAACAAGCAACAGUUCACGGGGCAGCCCAAGGAGCAGCUGGGUAAAAUUCCGCCAACCUCUCUCCCCCAUCCCACUGCACACUCUGCGGCACUGCUGGCCAGCUGCUCCGCCCCCGCCGCCGCCGCCGGCGAAUGUCCGCCGCUGCUCCGCCAUAGAGAUUCCUUUGGAUGGCAAUCAUGGAUUCAUUUGCAAAGAGCUCGCUCCGAUCCAACGCUCUCUGCAUCGUGUUAUCCAUCCUGUUCGCUGCUACAUUCCGCUUUUCCAUCCUGCCUCCUGUGCGUCGCUCGAUCGGUCCCCAUUGUUUUAUUCGUUUAUCGUUUCGCGCGACGUGCCAUUUUGCCUUCCCUUGGUGUUAAGCAAGAACAGGGCCAUGAACAGGGACAUGAACUGUGCCCAUCUGGCCUACUUAACGCCUGCAAAAAACCCAGCCUUAAACAUGUGCGUGUGUGUUGAUGUUUUCAUGAAAGGACGACAUCGUUCUACAGUAAUACCGCCUGGCCCCUCUGUCCCCUAGGUUCAAAUUUAUGGGCUUCAAAUGCUAGGAGCUUCUUCCUAAGACACUUCCUCUAUGCUAUUACUGCCCUCCUUGCUGCCUGUACCAACUGCUUGUAUUGCUAAUGUUAUUUAGUUUGCUUGAUUGCCUCGUGGAUCUCAGAAAACCUAAAUCUUGUGUGUUGACGGUGUGAUGCUUGGAGGCAGUUGUUUUUCAUCAGAAAGAAGCCAAUGAUCAACUUGUUCGAACUGAGUGCAGGGAUGGCCAGCACGAAGGUGCUCAGUGAGAGAGCUCAUAGAGAAGGCUCUCCAGUUCGCCGAAGCCGGACAGAUAUCAAUGUAACUGGUGAUCCUGCUAAAGUUCGUGUAGAGGAUAAACUGUUUCCAAUACAAAUUUCGCUACAGGAGGCUAGCACUAGGAGCUCUUUAAGCAACACAUCAGAUAAAUCGCCCAUGAAGACCCAAUUAGCAAAGGGGAUGGCCAAAGAAGUGGAAUCAAAGAGGAAUCCACCAAGUGUUGUUGCCAGAUUGAUGGGCCUUGAAGAUGAUAUACCUUCUCAAGAGCAGGCACUAAAUUCUGCCAAAAGAAAUUUGAGGAGAAGCCAUUCACAUGAUAAUUUGUCAGCAACAAACAGGGCCCUGCAGCAGCAAAAGCAGCACCACUACAACAGAAAAACACAGGACAUACACAUAAGAAGCCCCAAGGAAACAGUUGAAUUUAAGGACGUGUAUGCAGUCUGUGAAGAACCAUUAAGAACACACCAUAUUCAGAAUCAAACUUCUUCAGGUGGGAGGUCUUCACGGGAUAAGAGUGACACAAGGUUAGAAGUUGUUCGGCAAAAGUUCAUAGAAGCGAAACGCCUUGCCACAGAUGAGAAUUUUCUUCACUCGAAGGAGUUUCAAGAAGCUCUCGAGGUUCUAAGUUCGAAUAAGGAUCUGUUUCUAAAAUUCCUUCAAGAACCAAGCUCUGUUAUCUCGAACCCACUGAAUGGACAUCGCACAAUGCCAGCGCCACCUCAGACAAAGCACAUUACUGUGUUGAAACCACUUAAUUAUGUUGAGAAUAAAGGGGUAAGAGAAACCAGAACACACCGAGAUAAUGAAGAAAAUGACUUUGUGAUUGGAAAGUCUCAUAAUAGAUCUCAUUCAGCAGAAGAUAACUUCUCGCACACAAAUAGGAUAGUGGUCCUGAGGCCUAGCCCUGGGAAGCCUAAUAGAACACAUGCCAGGCUAACUCCCAGGUCAGCUCCAUCUGAACAGGCUCAGCGGACUGACUUUCUUGGUGAUUUAGAAGAUUGUAUACCCACUUUAAGAUAUGAUGUAUCGGAUACUUCAGUUCAGUACCUGCAAGAGGAUCGUUAUCGGCGGGAUGAGUCUUUGCUGUCUUCUGUGUACUCAAAUGGGUAUAUUGGUGAUGAGAGCUCUUUCAGUGGGUCAGAAGGUGAUUACAUCGAUGAAGAUGGUGGUGGCCUAAGUGACUCAGAGGCAGUCAGUCCAGUGUCACGAAAUUCAUGGGAUUAUAUCAAAAGAUAUAGCAGUACUUACUCAUCUUCAGCUUAUAGCAGGGCCUCUCACUCACAUUCAGCCGAGUCAUCUGUGAUCAAGGAAGCCAAAAAGAGACUUUCAGAUAGAUGGACAACGGUAGCAUGUGAUGAGGUCAUUCAAGAAGUAAAGUUGCCAAGGAGCUCAAGAACUUUGGGUGACAUGCUCUCCAUCCGAGAAGCUGAGAAAGAAGAAAUUGUUGCUGUACCAGACUCUGCUUCUAGUAGCCAUCCAUGUGGCACGGGAAAUGAGUUGGCCAUGCAAGCCACCUGCAUAUCUACAUUUAGAGAAGCUGAAAAUGGGGAGAGAUCUCCAAGAAAUUUAGCGAGAUCAAAAUCUCUCCCGGUGUCAUCAGAAGCGUUUCAUAACAUGGUGGUGCCCGCAAACUCUGAAGGCUGCAAAACAUCGAAGGUGGAUGCAGGGCCAGGUAAAGGAAAAUUAUCAUUCAAGGGAAAAGUAUCAAGUUUUUUCUUCCCGAGUAGUAAAAGGUUGGCAAAAGAGAAAACUAUCCUUCCAUCUGAUAUCUCUGAUGAGAAGGUUGAAGCCAGUUUUCUUGGUGGCACGCAAUCAGAGACUGAACAUGGCCUUGAAUUUGACGAGCAAGUGGCAUUUUGUAAGGACAAAGCUGAUAAUUCCACCCUACAAACAAGUUGUUCUUCAAGACAGGUUGUUGGUUCCAUGGAAGAAGCUGUAUCUUCCGACUGUCCAAGUGGGUACACUGAUGAACUAAGAUCAAACGGUGGCCUAAAAUGCAUGCGUGAUGAGCCUAGUCCUACUUCAGUUCUUGAUGCACCAUCUGAAGAUAGAAACACUAAUGAACCUGAAUCAUCAAGAAGUACCAGAUCCUGCAAUGAGAGAAUUGCCUUACGGUCUCCUAUUGAGCAUGUUUUUCGCUCGUUAUCAUGGGAGGAUACCAACUCAAGUUCGCCAUUACAUAGCUCCCUGAAUUUCUCCAGUGCAGAUGAUGAUGAAUCAGAACGCUAUGCGCUUGUACAGAAGAUAGUAUCAGCUGCUGGACUAGGCAAUCUGCAAGUGAGUAUGGUGUUCACAGGUUGGUAUUCAGCUGGUUCCCCUCUUGAUCCUGCACUGUGUGACAAGUUCUUGGACCGCAAGGAGGAGGCUGCCAAGUCAAGGGAGCGGAGGUCAAACCAGAAGCUUCUUUUUGACUGUGUAAAUAUGGCAUUGGUCGAGACUGGCCAAGACGUGUUACAGAACACCUACCCGUGGGGCAAAGCGUGCCUCGGAGCAUGGAGGGAGACAUUGUCUCAAGAUUUAGUUGAAGAAGUGUGGAGUCGUGUGAGGGGUUGGCUUUACGGGGCGGAGUGGUUUGCGGCGAACGAGCGCGCCGAUGCUGCAACGAUGCUGGAAAGAGUUGUGCAACAAGAGGUGGAGGUGGGAGGUUGGGUGAAAUCAGAGAGAUCUGAAACCGAUGAGAUCGCGAAGCAGAUCGCGGUGUGUCUGUUGGAAGAGCUUGUCGGAGAAGCGGUGGCGUGUCUCGCAGUCUGCUUUCCACAGCAAGGUAUCCCAGUGCCAAUGCCAAACCUGUAGGAAGCAAUGGCUCUGCGUGUGUAUUAUGCUCUUAUCAUAUGAGAAAUUGAUAACUGCUACUCCCUCCAUUCUUUUUUAAUUGACUCGGAUUUAGUACAACUUUGUACUAAAUUUGAGUCAAUUAUAAAGGAACGGAGGGAGUACUAUGUAUUAAAAUUCUUUUGUUGAGGGGAUCAUUUAGCAUCUGCAUAGUAGUACUAGCUUGUGACGCAAGUCCACGUAGCUGCUUCUGCAUAUAUACCUGUAGUGUACUGCGGAUUGCACAACUCUUAUUGGUGAGAUCAUGUUAAUCGUAGUUCAGCUCUGUGUAGAACGACUAGUUUA
This is a messenger RNA of Lolium perenne, 4049 nucleotides long. RefSeq lists its product as uncharacterized. NCBI's taxonomy places the organism in Eukaryota, Viridiplantae, Streptophyta, Magnoliopsida, Poales, Poaceae. The record is from RefSeq and is a predicted model, not a curated record.